UCGUUUAUGUUUCGUAGAAAUAUUAAUUUAAAAUAAAUUAACAAAGCAAUUAAGCAAUCAAAUCGAUUAUGAGUCGAAUUAAAGAUUUCAAAUUUUGUGAUUAUUAAAAAUUCAAUAUGGAUUGUCUAAGUGAUAAGGAUGUAACAGAAAAAUUAAGAAUUGAAAAUUAUGAACAGUAUAAACAAUUGGUUCGUAUGCACUUAUCAUUUGAAUUGGACCUAAAUACAGAUGAAUUCGAUCUACCAUGUCAUGAAAUAAUAUAUUAUGAAAAAGGUAAACUGAGAAAGUGGAAUAGAUUGGCAAAAAAAAUAAAAAGUUGCACUUCUUCCAAAAAUGGUGCUGGAAGCCCUCUUGAAGGUGGGUCUAUACAGCUAACAUUCGGUUUAAUUAAUCAACUAAAACAAUUGCGAGCAUUCUUAUUGAAAGAAGUUAACUUAAAACAAGAAGGUAUAUUUAGAAGAACUGGUGCUGUUUCAAGACAAAAUGAACUACGAAAUCUAAUGAAUCAGCAUAAAGAUUUUAAUCUCGAUGAAAACUUUAGUGUACAUGACUGCGCUACAGUUUAUAAAGGAUUUUUAGCUGAUUUGCAUGAGCCUUUGUUAACAGAUGCUCACUAUCCUGCACAUUGUCAAAUUGCUGAUUUGUGUAAUGGUGUGGAGGGAAAAGAAAAGGGAGAGAAACUCAAUAAAGUAAAUCAUUUUUUGAACUCGAUGCAACUCUUAGUUCUUCUACUACCAAAUGAAAAUAGAAUUUUAUUGGAAGAUAUCAUAAGUAUGCUGUAUGAGACUUCGAAAUAUGAACAAUAUAAUAAAAUGUCGCCAGAUACAUUGGCGUUAUUAUUUUCACCACAUUUAAUGUGUCCUCGAAAUCUUCCUCCUGAAGCUCUACAUUACGUUUCCCAAAGAAUGUCUAGCGUUGUAAGUUACAUGAUACAUAAGGGUAAAGUUAUAUUUGAUAUUCCUUCAAAACUCGCAACGGAUAUACGUGCUUAUUUCCAUGAAAUGAAAAGGAAGAAAACUAUGUCUCCCGAGCAUAUACUUGAUGAAUCAAUUUCUGAUAUAUCCACAGUAAAUACAGUGUAUACAUUUGUUGAUCGUGAGAAAACAGCAGCUGAACACAAUUCAAAUCCAACAGACACAGCGCUUGCUCAACUUUAUGCCCAUAUUCAAAGUUUGCCAGAAUCAUCGAAGAAAAGGAAACUUAUAAAACAGUUUAAUAAAGAGAAUGGGCAAGGAACCCCACUACAGAUGUUAAUGGUUAACAGAAUAAAAAAUAAUGAAAUUCAGAGAAGUGGUGGUAAAUCUUUCGGUGAGGCAAUUAAAAAACACAUAUUUCACAAGGGAUUAAUUUCGCGGACCCCAAAACGUUUGAAUUCUUCAACUAAUAAUUCCUCUACACCGAAUGGUGCUGUUAAAACACCGAGAACUCGUAUAUUAUUUCCAAAUCCAAUUUUAUCACACUCAAAUUUUCAAAUCUCAAGACAACCGCAGCACUUAGAUACUGUUAACAAUUAUUCAAUCGAGUCACCUUCAAUCAAAAGCAUUUCGAAGAACAAGGUUUCAGCCACGCAACUACGUCAUCCUUUGCAAAAGUCCGUAUCAGCUUCCUCAAUUCUCUCUUUAACAUCAACAUUAAGCUCAGCAUCAACGAAUUCCUUAGAUAUAAACAAUUCUGAAAAUAAGCCAUCAUCGUCUUCUGUAUGUCGAUUUUCUUUAAAUGAGUGCACUGAAAAAGAUGCAGCAAUAGAAAAUGAUGUAACGGGUACAUCAAAGCAGGUUAACAAAAACGUAAGUAAUGAUUUGUUAGCGAGUGAAAACACGGUUCAGUGGUUAAGUAAGAAAAAUUUCAAUGAGGAAACCGAUUAUAAUUUUGAUGAAAGGACGGACUUAACUGAUUAUGAUUUGGACAAAUUUUUAACUCCAGUAAAAAAUCGGGGCAAACUCAGAAAUUUGAAAAAUUUUAAUAGCAGUUUGAAAUCUAAAUUCAAAUCAGAGCCUAAUUUAUUCAAUUUAAUUCCGAAAGACGAAUUCGAAAAAGAUGCAAGCGAUUUUUCGUAUGUUAAUUUGAAUACGGACCAAGGAAAUGAAAAUGAUGGAAAAUUUAUUGAUUGUAUUCCAAAAACUAUAAAAAAUAGUUUAAUAAGAGCUGUAAGUUUGGGUUCUCUAAUUGGAAAUUUAUCGUCGUCAUCGAAUAUUGCAACACGUUCUGAAAAAUUAAAAGUUACUAAAAAAUUUAUUUUAAAUAAAACAGGUUGUUUUAAUAAAAGCUUAAAUAAAAAUGAAUUAAAUGAAGAAUCUGUAGAUUCUUACAAAGAUUGUUUGUCAACUAUACAAUCUGAAAGUGAAAUUGAUCCAGGACCUGAGCAUUCUACUAAGGCAGAAGAAGUAAAUAGUGUUGAAGAUGUUCAUAAAUAUAAACAUUGUUUCAGUACUGAACACGAUGAAAAGGAUGUAAAUGAAUUUGAAACAGGUGAUGUGUUUAUUCAUGAGGAUCGUUCUGUAUUAAGCAUUACAAGUGAAAAUGUUGUUGGAAGUUAUCCAAACUUAAAUUUGUAUAGAAACAUUGACUUAAUAACAAGUACCCCGUCGCAGUUUUUUAGAAGACGUUCGAUGUCACCCAUAACAAAAUCCACACAGCGAAUGCCCAAAGCUAUGCAGGAAUCAAUAAUGACUCCAAGAUCUCGCAAACCAGUAAUGUUAAUGGCAACUGUUGGCUCAGUGUCGCAUGAUAUUCAAAAUGUAUUAAAAAGUGAUAUAUCUAAUUUUAACGAGCAUAGAGAUCCUGAAUCGAAUUCAGCUUAUUUGAAUGAAUGUGAAUCUUCAAACAAUGAUACAACACCAAAAAUACAUAAAAUAAAAAACAUUGUCGCACCACAAACAAUCACCGUACCUCAACAAAUUUUUUCUCAAAUACAUGUAUUGGGUGAAAAUAGCUACUUUAUGGGUUGUACUGAAAUGGAACCAAAAUCUAUUGCUGAUGCUGCAAAUAUUAGAGAUAUAGAUGAGCUACAAAAACAAAAUUUAAAAUUAAAUAAUUUAAAUACAAAUGCUACCUUAUCAAGCACUUUCAGGGAAUAUUUAUUAAGUCGAAGUGUAUUAACUGCAAGCCCUGUUGAUGCAUCGUUUUCGAGUCAACCUGAUGAUUUUGGAUCAACACCAGAUAUCCAAGAUCUAAGUGAAUCCCAAAUGAGCUCCAGCUUAUUAUUCUGUUUAGAUGGAAAUAAACCGGUCAAUCAAAAUAGUUUUAACACCUGUGAAUAUAAUGAAAGCCGUGAAAGAAUUGAUUACCAAGAGUUAGGAAUAAACAUUUCCAACUGUGAUAAUAAUAAACAAAGUAAUGAUAAAAAUGAAUCUGACAACAGUUAUAGUACACAGCUUGCAAAAGAAAUUUUUUUAAAAAGUCAACAAAGAAAAAGAAAUUGCAAUAAUUUAAUAAAUAGUAGUAACGACGAUAUAUCAGUAUAUCCAGAAGAUAUAUAUAAUACAAGAAAAUUAUUAAUAAUUGAAGAGAAUCCGAAUGAAACUUCUCUUUAAUUUUUAUGAAUAGAUAGAGUAUUUUUU
Condylostylus longicornis is the source of this 3560-nucleotide messenger RNA. RefSeq lists its product as uncharacterized. The transcript has 6 exons. The record is from RefSeq and is a predicted model, not a curated record. Gene Ontology annotation, cellular component: cytoplasm. Gene Ontology annotation, biological process: regulation of small GTPase mediated signal transduction; signal transduction. Gene Ontology annotation, molecular function: GTPase activator activity. NCBI's taxonomy places the organism in Eukaryota, Metazoa, Arthropoda, Insecta, Diptera, Dolichopodidae. Bases 117 to 3533 code for a protein of 1138 amino acids.